AUGGACUGCGAGGCGGUCUGCGACCGCAAGCGCCGGCGCACACCUGCUGCCGUGGAAGAGGGGGAGAAGCGCACGGAAGACCCAGACCGAAAGCCCACCAGCCCGAGUGAAGGAACUAAACACCUGCUGCUGCUGCUGCUGCUGCUGCUGCUGCUGCUGCGGGAAGGCAGCUAA
Molecule: messenger RNA, 174 nt
Organism: Effrenium voratum
Lineage: Eukaryota; Dinophyceae; Suessiales; Symbiodiniaceae
Source: the annotation of a GenBank genome assembly